AUGAGGAAGGUCAUACCAGGGUUGGUAGGAGAGACACAGAGUACAUUUGUGAAGGGCAGGAAAAUUCAUGAUGGGGCAUUGAUAGCGUGUGAGACUGUGCAGUGGCUGAAGGCUAGGAAGAAGAGUGCCGCGAUUAUUAAACUUGCUUUUCAAAAGGCAUACGACCGGGUCAAAUGGAGCUUUGUGGAUAUUGUUUUGCAGAAGAUGGGUUUCGACCAUAUAUGGAGGGGGUGGAUUAAGGAGUGUGUCUGCUCUGCGUCUAUGUCGGUUCUGAUAAAUGGGUCCCCCACUAAGCCUUUUAAGAUGGAAAGGGGACUACGACAAGGAGACCCUUUAUCGCCGUUUCUGUUUGUGCUAGUUGUUGAUGUGCUACAUAGGAUGAUCAGGGAGGCAGUAAGGAAUGACCGCAUCUAUCCACUUUUUGUUGGAAGGGAUAACAUUGAGCUGUCGCUCUUACAAUUUGCAGAUGAUACCAUUCUCUUCUGUCCUACUGAGGAAGAGACUAUCAUGAACUACAAGUGA
Arachis stenosperma is the source of this 522-nucleotide messenger RNA. Its product is annotated as secreted RxLR effector protein 78-like. The transcript has a single exon. The coding region runs from base 1 to 522 and encodes 173 amino acids. The record is from RefSeq and is a predicted model, not a curated record. Lineage: Eukaryota; Viridiplantae; Streptophyta; Magnoliopsida; Fabales; Fabaceae.